Messenger RNA from Lolium rigidum, 608 nucleotides. RefSeq lists its product as uncharacterized. NCBI's taxonomy places the organism in Eukaryota, Viridiplantae, Streptophyta, Magnoliopsida, Poales, Poaceae. The record is from RefSeq and is a predicted model, not a curated record. The transcript has a single exon. The coding region runs from base 206 to 451 and encodes 81 amino acids.
GAGCUCUUCUCCCCUGCGCACCUCCUCCCGUUCCAUGGCCGCCCCGAGCUCCUGGGCCUCCCCGUUCCACGAAAGAAGAGCUUAGCGCUUCCUCUGAGCCUCCUCCGUCCUUUUCCAGCUCUCGGCCGCCGCCUCCGUCCGUGGCAGGUUAUUCUUCGUCGAGCAGAGAGAUAGAGAGGAAAGAGCGAGAUUUGAAGCCAGAUCCAUGGGGAAGUACGUGGAGCUGCUGGACAUGGGUGUGCGCAUCGCGGCGCGGUUCCACUCCCACUGCCCCCAGACGGCGCGGAUGUACUACCACCCCCCGGGUUCCUCGGCGGCCGCCAACCACGCCGGCGACGGCGCCGGGAUGCUGCCGACCGAGGGCGCCGCGGCGGGCGCUGUGGCCAUGAUGAAGAUGCAGCAGCGGGCCGCCGUCGACGCCGCGGACAUCAUCCUCUACACCGUCGUCUAGGGCCGGCCGAUGCUGUGUCCUUGUGCCGUGGAUGAAGAUUUGAGGCAGAGAUGCUAUCUUGUUAUCUUUAUUUCUUUGUUUUGGAGAGGGAAAGGGAGAGGGAAAUGAGAGAUUUAUCGGUUGAUUGAAUGAAUGAAUGGAUUGAAGAAAUUUGCAA